Lathyrus sativus (Indian pea) is the source of this 1485-nucleotide messenger RNA. The record is from the annotation of a GenBank genome assembly. NCBI's taxonomy places the organism in Eukaryota, Viridiplantae, Streptophyta, Magnoliopsida, Fabales, Fabaceae.
AUGGAUGAAAGUGCUAAGAGAAUGGAAGAAGGCAUCAAUGUAGCAUUGGAUAUUGAUGAAGCUAAAGAUGAUGUCUUGAAGAAGCAAGAAACAACCAAUAUUAAUGGAAAUUCUAGUAUUGAUCAGCAGGACACAGAGACAGUGGCUAAGCCUGCAUUGGUUAAGCAAAAGACAAAAAGGGUUGCAACACUUGAUGCAUUUAGAGGCCUCACCAUUGUGUUGAUGAUAUUAGUGGAUGAUGCUGGUGAAGCUUAUCCACGCAUUGAUCACUCUCCGUGGAAUGGAUGUACUUUGGCAGAUUUUGUUAUGCCUUUCUUUCUUUUCAUUGUUGGUGUUGCCAUUGCUCUUGCACUUAAGAGAAUUCCCAAGAUAAAGUUUGCUGUGAAGAAGAUAAUACUCAGGACAUUGAAGCUCCUCUUUUGGGGCAUAAUUUUGCAAGGUGGAUACUCGCACGCCCCCGAUGAACUCGCGUAUGGAGUCAACAUGAAAUUUAUUCGAUGGUGUGGUAUUCUCCAGAGAAUAGCCCUUGUAUAUUGUGUUGUGGCUCUAAUAGAAACAUUUACAACCAAGCUUAGACCAACUACCUUAAGUCCGGGACGCAUAACCGUUUUCACUGCUUAUAAAUGGCAAUGGUUUGGAGGCUUUGCAGCUUUUCUCAUUUACAUGAUCACAACCUUCGCAUUGUAUGUUCCUGAUUGGAGUUUUGUAGAUCACGUUAAUGGCGACGUACCAAAGAGAUACACGGUGUUAUGUGGAAUGAGAGGACACCUAGGACCUGCAUGUAACGCAGUUGGAUACGUCGAUAGACGAGUCUGGGGGGUUAAUCAUCUUUAUUCUCAACCUGUUUGGAGACGCUUAAAGUCAUGCACAUUCAGUUCUUCCGGUGAAGGACAAUUUCGCGAUGAUGCUCCAAGUUGGUGUCUUGCUCCAUAUGAACCAGAGGGCUUACUAAGUUCUGUAUCAGCAAUCCUCUCUGGCACCAUUGGAAUCCAUUAUGGACAUGUCUUGAUUCAUUUCAAGGGUCAUUCAGAAAGGCUCAAACAUUGGCUCUCAAUGGGGUUUGUGUUACUCAUAAUAGCCAUUGUCCUUCAUUUUACAGACGCUAUUCCAAUUAACAAGCAACUCUAUAGUUUGAGCUAUGUUUGUUUCACGGCCGGUGCAGCUGGAAUUGUCUUCUCUGCCCUCUACAUAUUGAUUGAUGUUUGUGGGAUCCGUACUCCAUUCUUGUUCUUGGAAUGGAUAGGGAUGAACGCGAUGUUAGUGUUCGUGAUGGCAGCUCAGGGAAUUUUUGCAGCAUUUGUUAAUGGCUGGUAUUACGAAGAUCCAAACAAGUCACUAGUACACUGGAUCAAGAAGCAUGUGUUUGUAAAUGUUUGGAAGUCAGAGAAAGUUGGAACUCUCUUAUAUGUGAUCUUUGCAGAAAUCACAUUUUGGGGAGUAGUAGCUGGCGUGUUGCACAAGUUAAAAAUAUAUUGGAAAUUGUAA